AUUAAGUCUGUGUUUUGGAAACUUCUUUUGGGGAUAGACAAAAUCAGAAGAUGUAAUUAAUUGUUUCAUUUAUGUGUUCAUCUUUUUUUACAUUGCGGAAUUAAUAGUAGAGCAGAUAAUAUUAGGAGGGAAAAAUAAUUAUAAAAUGAAAUAAUUACAAUAAUCACUGAUUUCUCCAAAAACUCUGCAAGCGUCCACGAGUCUAUAAGCCAAGCAUUUACUUUUACAUGAUCAGAAAAGUAGCGGUGUCAGAAAGACAGCCAGUACCAAUACAGCACUUUGUAAAAGACUAUAUCAGGAGUAAAUAAAAAAUAAUGUGAACUUACGUUCAGCUGGAUAUGACGUUGAUUGAAAUGUGUUCCAUUUAUGGCCUCUAAAAUCUGGUGACGUCAGGCGUUUAUGAGUUUUAAAUAUAGUUCACUUGGGAAAAUGAGUUUAAAAGAAACUUUUAUGGACAAUAUCAGCUUACAGGCAGAUGUAGUGUGAUGGGUAUGGUAAUAUCUGCUUACACUUUCAGAUACCUGUAGUUUAAUGGCCAUGAUAGUAUCUGCUUACAGAUAGCCGUAGUGUGAUGGGCAUGAUAAUAUCUGCUCACAGAUAGCUGUAGUGUGAUGGGCAUGAUAAUAUCUGCUUACAGAUAGCCGUAGUGUGAUGGGCAUGAUAAUAUCUGCUCACAGAUAGCUGUAGUGUGAUGGGCAUGAUAAUAUCUGCUUACAGAUAGCUGUAGUGUAAUGGGCAUGAUAAAAUCUGCUCACAGAUAGCUGUAGUGUGAUGGGCAUGAUAAUAUCUGCUUACAGAUAGCUGUAGUGUAAUGGGCAUGAUAAUAUCUGCUCACAGAUAGCCGUAGUGUGAUGGGCAUGAUAGUAUCUGCUCACAGAUAGCUGUAGUGUAAUGGGCAUGAUAAUAUCUGCUCACAGAUAGCUGUAGUGUGAUGGGCAUGAUAAUAUCUGCUCACAGAUAGCUGUAGUGUGAUGGGCAUGAUAAUAUCUGCUCACAGAUAGCUGUAGUGUGAUGGGCAUGAUAAUAUCUGCUCACAGAUAGCUGUAGUGUGAUGGGCAUGAUAAUAUCUGCUCACAGAUAGCUGUAGUGUGAUGGGCAUGAUAAUAUCUGCUCACAGAUAGCUGUAGUGUGAUGGGCAUGAUAAUAUCUGCUCACAGAUAGCUGUAGUGUGAUGGGCAUGAUAAAAUCUGCUUACAGAUAGCUGUAGUGUGAUGGGCAUGAUAAAAUCUGCUUACAGAUAGCUGUAGUGUGAUGGGCAUGAUAAUAUCUGCUCACAGAUAGCUGUAGUGUGAUGGGCAUGAUAAAAUCUGCUUACAGAUAGCUGUAGUGUGAUGGGCAUGAUAAAAUCUGCUUACAGAUAGCUGUAGUGUGAUGGGCAUGAUAAUAUCUGCUCACAGAUAGCUGUAGUGUGAUGGGCAUGAUAAAAUCUGCUUACAGAUAGCUGUAGUGUGAUGGGCAUGAUAAAAUCUGCUUACAGAUAGCUGUAGUGUGAUGGGCAUGAUAAUAUCUGCUCACAGAUAGCUGUAGUGUGAUGGGCAUGAUAAAAUCUGCUCACAUAUAGCUGUAGUGUGAUGGGCAUGAUUAUUACUAAGGCGAUACUUUUAUGCUUUGUAAAAUUACGUUUGGAUUUAUUCAAAACUGUUUAUUAAAAAUUGAAUUUUAAUACGAUCCAAAAAUUAAUGCUGGAUAUUUCCAAUCAGCUGUUUCAGGUGCCAAGGUGAUGAUUGAGAUCUCGACGAGAUGGUGAGUUUGAGUCGGUUAUUCUCAUCUUAUCUAAAACACCUAGUGCACUUUAGUCACAUGAUCGCAUUCAAUGUUUGUAUACGCUUUCGCGAGGGUAAGAUGGCGGCGCUGCGCACAGAAAUAAUAUUAUGUGCACUGAUUUAACGAGACAUUCAACAGUGGACUGGCAAGAUGACGCUGUGUGGAUGGCUGACGUUAUUUGAUGUACUGUGGAUGACUGUUUUCAUGUGAUGACAUUGUGGAUUGGUGACUUUGUCUGAUAUAAUGUUGAGUGAUGACUUUGUCUGAUAGAGUGUGGAUUACUGACUUUGUAUGAUAUAAUUUGGAUUGCUGACUUCGUGUAGCUUAAAAUGGAUGAAUGCUACCACGUGAUGUAAUGUGGAUGACUGACUGCAUGUGAUAUAAUGUGGAGGACAGAUUAAAAUCAAAAUUUAAGUGUUUGGACUUAGCUGGUGUAAGACUCCAUUACGAUGACUGCAGAUAUCAAAGCCUAUCAUCAGGCUAUUUUUUUUUUCUUCUUUUCUUGAUCUGUAUUUGAAGGUUGCAGUAAAUAAAGAUUCAAAGGCUACCACUUGCAAAAAUUUAUAGUUAUGAGCUUCGACUGAGAGAGAACAUCCGCCCAAGCCCCCAGUGUGUAAAAAUCAAAUCCUAACAUAAUUUUACCUUUCCAGGCUGACGAAAGCACACAGACAUCUACUUGGUUACUCAAUGUAGAGGAUGUAACCAAGGGAAACAAUCAACAAGGAAAGAAAGAUAACUCUGAGGCUAUCUCACGACCAUGGAACAGUAAGUUAACAGUUUUCAAAAACGAAUUUCUUUGUGGAAUAGUAAUGUGCAUUCACACCAGUUCAUUUAUGUGUAAGGUCUAAGAGGCGCAAGCCGUGUGACAUCACUUGACCUAACUCUCGUCCCCAGAGCUCCACCCCGCACAGAAGCUGAUGCGUCUGCUGAGCAUCCUGAUGAAGUGUCUUCUCCUCAUGUCCAUCCUCUACUUCUUCGUGUGCUCCCUGGGGCUGAUGGAGGACUCGUUUCAACUCUUGGGAGGUAGGUGCAGUUUACGGCUGAUCAAAUCGUUUUAUAAACAAUGGUGUGCGUGUGUGUGUGUGAGGGGGGGGGGCGGUGUAAUACUUUUUAAAAAAAAUUUAUUUCAAGUGUGACGUAUCAAAUAAUUUAGCUCGACCAGUGGGGGUAUGUUGCUUGGUGAGCUCUGGCUCGAUCGUUUGCUGUUUUUAUUAAGAGAGUUAGUUAGUUCGAUCGUCCAUAUAAUGAAAUUACAUUAAUUUUAUUGUGGGUGUUGUCAAACAAAAACUAGUGAGAUAACGUCGGCUACCCGUUACAUCCCAUUCAUUGGUGUGAGUUAUUGCACAACAACAACUUUGGAACCCUCAGGUAGAGCAGCAGGCGAGACGUUCCGAAACAGCGAUGUAUUGAGUAACCCCAUAGCUGGCCUCAUGAUCGGUGUGCUGGCCACGGUCCUGGUGCAGAGCUCUUCAACUGCUACGUCCAUCGUGGUAGCCAUGGUUGCUUCUGAAGGUAGGAGAUGUGCGAGAGCAUGUGUGUGAAGUGAGAAAGCAUGUGUGUCUGACUCUUCAACUGCUACGUCCAUCGUGGUAGCCAUGGUUGCUUCUGAAGGUAGGAGAUGUGCGAGAGCAUGUGUGUGAAGUGAGAAAGCAUGUGUCUGAUGUGAUACAGCAUUUGUGUAAUGUGAGACAGCCUUUUUUUUUUUAAGAAUAUCUCCUCGACUGCCGACUUGAUAACCUUAACAUGUGGAUAAAGUUUGAGCCAUCCAAGCACGGCCAAGCAUUUUCGAUUCUGCUCUCGUUGUCAGGACAUCCUUCUGGGUGCUAAAGUUCAAGGUUUGGGGGUAUUCAAGGCCACGUCUGCAAGGCUAAACGAGUGGUAAAGGUCACCGUAAAAACAUUUUCCCCCUCGCAUUUACCUCGCAAAUAUCUAUUUGGUUGUCAUUUCUAAUUAAUAGGGUGACUUCCUUCCCCAGUCAUUCCGAUUCGUGCGGCCAUUCCUGUCAUCAUGGGCACCAAUGUUGGAACCUCUGUAACAAGCACCCUUGUCUCGCUGGCCCAGGCUGGCGACAGAACGGAGUUUCGGCGAGCGUUUGCCGGUGCCACGGUAAGUGAAUGCAGCGCAUAAUUACGAUUAAGCUCGUCUGCAACCAAGUGACCCCGAUACUGAGACAAAAUAAAACAUACAUCUUUGUCUAUAUUUAAACAAACUUAUAAAUGUUUUUAAAGAGAAUCAUAACACAUGCUACGUACACGGAAAGUUUUGAGGCACGCCUAAAGCCCGAAUUAAAAUGUGUUUGUCACGCGGGGCUGUCUCACCUUGGGAAAUUUCCCAAGAUAUUGGGAAUUCACUAUCCUAUUCAGGGCCAAAACUCAAUUUUGUUUUUUAAAUUCCCAAGAUCCUUUGAAAAAACUCUUAUAUAUUUUCAUGAUCUUCAGACAUCUUGGGAAAUGUUUUGACCAAAUCUUCGGAAUUAAAAAAAAAAUGAGUGGCAGCCCUGUUGUCACGACAUUUUCAGUGUUCAUUUAAAUAUAGGUCUUUGCGUAGCUAGGGUCGGUGUAAUGUCAUCCGGGGCAGUCCGCAACCCCCCUCCCCCCCCCCCUCCGUCACCCACCUCGCUACGCCACUGCUAUAGUUUGUGUAGUAGAAGACGUCACUGAAAUAAGUUAAGGAAAAUAUUAAUGAUCAUCUUGAAAAAUCUUCUUCCCAAAACUCCCAAACACACUCUCUCCCCCCCCCCACCUCCACUCCAACCUCCAACACUCCCUCACAACCUACAGGUUCACGAUAUGUUCAACUGGAGUGCUGUCCUCGUGCUGCUACCGCUGGAGAUAGCCACCAGCUACCUCUACUACCUGACCAAGGCCAUUGUUCAGAUGAUGAACGUCCACACUGAGAACUACAAGAUCGAGCUCCUCACGGCCAUCACGAAGCCAUUCACGGAGCUCAUCGUGGAGGUUCGUGCGCAGCAACAUUAGAUUUGCGCUCUUUAAUAAGACAUUAGAUUUGCGCUCUUUAAUAAAACAUUAGAUUUGCGCUCUUUAAUACAAUUGCUUGGGUGUGUAAUAAAACUUCAAAUGGUCGGACUUUGACAGCAAAGUUAAUCACAUUAUUCAUGAUAAAUGAGAAUCCAAUAAAAUGUGUUAUACACAGCAAUGAUGUUAUCAUUAAAAGAGAUGAGGACUAUUACAAGUUACAUAAUUAAUUUGUCUGUAUCCACAAGUCCAGGGUCGGAUUUCCCAUAUUGCCAAAUAAAGGUCAUGACCUAGGUCGCAGCAGUCAGGGGCGCAUAUACAGAAGAAACGACAACCAAAUGUUUACAAAAUUGUCAGUGUUAUUUUGAAAAAGACAUUUUAAAAUGUUGUGGUAGUGUAGCUUUGUACUGUCCGUUAUUUUGAAAAGGACAUUUUAAAAUGCUGUAGUAGUGUAGCUUUGUACUGUCCGUUAUUUUGAAAAGGACAUUUUAAAAUGCUGUAGUAGUGUAGCUUUGUACUGUCCGUUAUUUUUAAAAGGACAUUUUAAAAUGCUGUAGUAGUGUAGCUUUGUACUGUCCGUUAUUUUGAAAAGGACAUUUUAAAAUGCUGUGGUAGUGUAGCUUUGUACUGUCCGUUAUUUUGAAAAGGACAUUUUAAAAUGUUGUAGUAGUGUAGAUUGGUAGUGUAGCGUAGUUACUACGAUGUUACCUGGCACAGCCCAGCAGAUGGAGCUGGCUGCCAAUGUACUAGCCGGCACAGCCCAGCAGAUGGAGCUGGUUGCCAAUGUACUAGCCGGCACAGCCCAGCAGAUGGAGCUGGUUGCCAAUGUACUAGCCGGCACAGCCCAGCAGAUGGAGCUGCAACGGUUACAUGAUCGGCCGUGUCGGGUCGUCUACCUCGACCAAGCCAAUGUACUAGCCGGCACAGCCCAGCAGAUGGAGCUGGUUGCCAAUGUACUAGCCGGCACAGCCCAGCAGAUGGAGCUGGCUGCCAAUGUACUAGCCGGCACAGCCCAGCAGAUGGAGCUGGCUGCCAAUGUACUAGCCGGCACAGCCCAGCAGUUGGAGCUGGCUGCCAAUGUACUAGCCGGCACAGCCCAGCAGAUGGAGCUGGCUGCCAAUGUACUAGCCGGCACAGCCCAGCAGAUGGAGCUGGCUGCCAAUGUACUAGCCGGCACAGCCCAGCAGAUGGAGCUGGCUGCCAAUGUACUAGUUGGGGGUUUUAAGAGCUUAAGCUCAACCCCCGCCAUUAUAUGUGUGUUAGUUAGUAGUGUCAAUUUUAAUUCAAAAUGUAGGCCCUAAUGUGUCUAAAGAUUAUAAAGAACUUAUUAAGUGAUUAAUGUUUUUUUUUAAAUAAACAAUUGCAUAUUAAAUAGGAAACUAUAGAUAAACUUCUUGAGGAGGGUGCGCAGAAUAGUGUGCCUUGGCUAGGGGCGCUGAAAUGUGUAAAUCCGACCCAGCACAAGUCAUUUGACAUCAUAAUUAUAAUCUAAAAGUCUUAAGAUUAAUACAGAAACACCUCACACAUGUCCCUGCACCAGUUUUAUGACAUCAUAAUUAUAACCUAAAAGUAUAAAGAUUAUACCAGAAACAUCUCACACAUGUCCCUUCACCAGUUCUAUGACAUCAUAAUUUUAACCUAAAAGUAUUAUGAUUAUACCUGAUACAUCUGACACAACCUCCACAGAUUAACCGUGAAAUUAUCACAGACAUCGCCAUGGACCCCAACGUCACCCAAGAGUCGUCGGUGAUGAAGCGCUGGUGUCAGGUGACCAUCGUGGAGAAGACGGUGUCCGUCAUGCGCUACAACCCGGUGCUGGUGGACUGCAGCCAGGUGCACAGAGACUCGCCUUUCUACGCCAGCUGCACCAACAUCGGCAACACGGGGAGGCCUGGGGUCCCCAACAUUGUGGGUCUCUACAUGGGAUGGAACGACACGGAGGUCGUCAAUACGACACUGCACCGUACACGAUGUGAGAACCACUCGUUUUUCCUCUAUUUUUUUUUUUUAAUUUGUAGCCUCAUUUUAAAUUCCAUGUUAGUUCGUCCGUCAAAAAUCGAUGAUCACCAUAUUAAUUUCAACAUUUGAUUGGCACUGGGGCAUUUGAUGUACAGAUGGCUGGUGAGGCACUUGGGCUGAAUCUGGCAGAAGAUGUGCAGAUGGCUGGUGAGGCACUUGGGCUGAAUCUGGCAGAAGAUGUGCAGAUGGCUGGUGAGGCACUUGGGCUGAAUCUGGCAGUUGAUGUGCAGAUGGCUGGUGAGGCACUUGGGCUGAAUCUGGCAGUUGAUGUGCAGAUGGCUGGUGAGGCACUUGGGCUGAAUCUGGCAGUUGGUGUGCAGAUGGCUUGUUAGGCACUUGGGCUGAAUCUGGCAGAAGAUGUGCAGAUGGCUGGUGAGGCACUUGGGCUGAAUCUGGCAGUAGAUGUGCAGAUGGCUGGUGAGGCACUGGGGCUGAAUCUGGCAGUAGAUGUGCAGAUGGCUGGUGAGGCACUGGGGCUGAAUCUGGCAGUAGAUGUGCAGAUGGCUGGUGAGGCACUGGGGCUGAAUCUGGCAGUAGAUGUGCAGAUGGCUGGUGAGGCACUGGGGCUGAAUCUGGCAGUAGAUGUGCAGAUGGCUGGUGAGGCACUGGGGCUGAAUCUGGCAGUAGAUGUGCAGAUGGCUGGUGAGGCACUGGGGCUGAAUCUGGCAGUAGAUGUGCAGAUGGCUGGUGAGGCACUGGGGCUGAAUCUGGCAGUAGAUGUGCAGAUGGCUGGUGAGGCACUGGGGCUGAAUCUGGCAGUAGAUGUGCAGAUGGCUGGUGAGGCACUGGGGCUGAAUCUGGCAGUAGAUGUGCAGAUGGCUGGUGAGGCACUGGGGCUGAAUCUGGCAGUAGAUGUGCAGAUGGCUGGUGAGGCACUGGGGCUGAAUCUGGCAGUAGAUGUGCAGAUGGCUGGUGAGGCACUGGGGCUGAAUCUGGCAGUAGAUGUGCAGAUGGCUGGUGAGGCACUGGGGCUGAAUCUGGCAGUAGAUGUGCAGAUGGCUGGUGAGGCACUGGGGCUGAAUCUGGCAGUAGAUGUGCAGAUGGCUGGUGAGGCACUGGGGCUGAAUCUGGCAGUAGAUGUGCAGAUGGCUGGUGAGGCACUUGGGCUGAAUCUGGCAGUAGAUGUGCAGAUGGAUGGUGAGGCACUGGGGCUGAAGCUGGCAGUAGAUGUGCAGAUGGCUGGUGAGGCACUGGGGCUGAAUCUUGCAGUAGAUAAGCAGAUGGCUGGUGAGACACUGGGGCUGAAUCUGGCAGUAGAUGUGCAGAUGGCUGAUGGGCCGAACUAGCAUGAAAUGUUCUUGUCCAGAAGGUUCAUGGGAUGGAUGGGACAAUACCGGUUGCAGUGUUGGUCCGGGCUUUUCUGACUUGUCUCUUGUGCUCUGCGGCAGCUGUUCUGUUUCUCUCAUUUUGCAGGUAGACUUCGUGUAGGAGGAGGGGUUGCCUCUGUGGACUGUCCGCAUGUAUCCGUGCUUGUGUGAAAAACUUUCAAUGUUGCUUUCAGGGUGUCGCUCUUAUAACGUUGCUCCUGCCCCCCCCCCCCCAGCAAACCGCUUGCCAUGUUGAGUGAGACAUAAAGUAUUUUUAGGACAAGUUGUCAUCUGACACUGUCACAACAUGUGUCGUCGUGCCCCCUGCCUCCCUCCCCCCUCCCCAAUCACAAAAGAUGCCUUGACUGCAUUCGAAAGUUAUAUGUUUUGUGGAGUCCUGUUAAAGCGAGUACCUCCGUGUCUGGGAUCAUCUAUAUUUCUAUCUUGACGGAUAUCCCUUUAAAACUUUUUUUUUUUUAAAUGUAUGAACAAAAAUGAUCUAGGUUUACUUCCCCUGAAUUGCUUAGAUCAGAAGUCCGCAGCCAGUGUUUUGUGGCUCUAUAAUUAUAUGAUCUUAAGAUGACAUAAUUCGGUGAUAACACGGCACAUAGUGUUCUCAUAGGGGUUUUUCUUCCCCACUGUUUAAAAAAACACCGUUUGUGUUUGUGUAAUUUUAAUUUGUAAUUCGGGAUUAGGGGAGGGAGAGUUAUUGGAUAAUUGAAAAUGCAACACCUUCCAGGCUUAAAUUAUGAUACGUCGGUGGAAGAGAUAAAGAGACUACCUGAGAGGCUACGAAGCGUUGUUUUCUCAAAGACUAAACAAAUUUGCCCCAGUCUAACAUCCCUUUAUCUUCUACCGACCCAGGUCACAGCCUCUUCGCCUUGAGUGACAUCCCUGACAAGCCUGCGGGCGCCAUCCUCCUCAUCGUGUCCAUUGUCAUCAUUCUGGCCUCGCUGUUCGGCAUUGUCAAGAUCCUCAACUCUUUACUGAAGGUAUAUAUUACCGUGCGCGUCAAUUUGUUCGGUCUCCUACCAUGGGCGCCCGCAGCUAGGGGCAAGGUGGGGCACCUGGAUUGAUUGGAUAAAAAAUUUUUUAGACAAAAAUAGACAAAAAAUGUUUUAAAGUAAAGAGAAAAUAAAGAGAAAGUAACUGAGCUGAUGUCCUGUCCGUUCGUUCACUAUACAAAUACGCUACAGUAAAUUAUAACUACAUUAAAACAUUACUAAAAAAAAAUUGCAACCCCCUGGAAAGUUAAUCGAUUUUUUUUUUCCCACCCCCCCCCUAGAAAUUUUUCUGCGGGUGCCCAUGUCUCCUACAUAUUUAUCUGUAACGAAACAUUUUGAGGUCCUUUUGAGAUGCACAGCUGAGAGAUGAGCAACUCUGGUAAUAUUUUAAGCUUUGGGGCUUCAACUCCAGCAAUAUAUUACAAGGGCUUACCUUGAAGAGACCCCCAAGGGAAGAUGUUUUCCAAGUGCUCUCACUUUGUUGAUUCACAUUUCGCAAUUUGUACGUUGUAUAGAUUUGUGUAUCACAAGCUCGAUCCUAUUGCUAAUUAUCAUAGUUCAAUACAAAUAGAUUUUAGGAAUUGUGUAAUACAACGAACAAAUCUUGCCUGAUUUAGUUGCAAUGCAGACUAAUUCUGUUGCUCAAGUUAUUUCACAUGUUUCAUCCAGGGCUCUGUCGCUAAAGUCAUCAACAAGACGAUGAAUGCCGACUUCCCUGGGAGACUCGCCUACUUCACUGGCUACGUGGCGCUGCUGGUGGGCUGCGGGAUGACCAUGCUCAUCCAAAGCAGUUCUGUAAGUCGCGUGAGCUUUCAUUUUUUCAGUGGUUUUAUUAAACGUGCUCUGUUUAUGUUUAUACUGGUAUGGUAUGCCACAUAUCGGCCGUGCUCUGUUUAUGUUUAUAAUGGUAUGGUAUGCCACAUAUCGGCCGUGCUCUGUUUAUGUUUAUACUGGUAUGGUAUGCCACAUAUCGGCCGUGCUCUGUUAUGUUUAUACUGGUAUGGUAUGCCACAUAUCGGCUAUAAACACGAACAAUACACACAUAAAAUAGCAAAAAAAUAUUCCUCUUUGAAUUUCCGCCUUGUUGCCUACUAAAUCUUCCAGAACCCAUUUUCCGUUUUCCCCAUGUUGUGUCUGUUUUUUUUUCCCCCACAAUUUUAACAUCUCCCAUAUCUUCUCAUCCCCAGGUGUUUACCUCCACCCUGACCCCUUUAGUUGGCGUGGGCAUCGUGUCCAUCGACCGCAUGUACCCAAUGACCCUGGGCUCCAACAUCGGCACGACCGUGACCGGCAUCCUGGCCGCCAUGUCCAUCCGUGGUCAGUUCGUGGCCCAGGCCCUGCAGAUCGCCCUCUGCCAUCUUUUCUUCAACAUCUCGGCCGUGCUCAUCUUCUACCCGGUCCCGUUCAUGCGCAUCCCGAUCCCCAUGGCCAAAACGCUGGGGCGCAUCACGUCAAAGUACCGCUGGUUCGCCGGCGUCUACCUGUUCGGCAUGUUCCUGAUCAUCCCGAGCGUGACCUUUGCCCUCUCCUACGCCGGAUGGAUCUACCUUGUGGCGGUGGGCGGGCCCAUAUUUCUGGUGUUUCUGGCGGCGACUGUUGUGAACGUGUUGCAGGCCACGCGUCCUAACUGGCUGCCGCGGCGGCUGCGCACGUGGGACUUCCUGCCCAAGGUUUUGCACUCGUGCGCACCUUAUGACGCUGUGAUUACUUGCCGCAUCAUAACCAGGAGAUGUCCGAAUGAAGACGACGGCAGUGACGUAGAAGAUAAUAAGAAAGAACUUGUAAACGGAGAAAAUAAAAACUACUUAGUGGAGAGACUGUGAUGAUCCCACCCGGCAGGAACACUGUGUACAGUAUGAUGAACUAAAUGCCCUUGUAGUCAGGAGAUAAAGGCGGUGUGUUUGUUGGUGUGUCAGGAAAGGUUUACGUUUCAAAGCUCCCUCCCUUGUUAUUUCCACAUCCAUGUUACAAAUCUAUAUCAUCUGGUGCCUCGCGUUAUGGUGGCAUAUAGCCAGCCUCACGUUAUAUUGGGCAUAGCCAGCCGCACAUUGGACGACCCUUUCACAGGGGUCGCCUAAGACCAUCGGAAAACACAUAUACUCUACAGUUAUGAAGUGGCAACGAAAAUAAUUUUAUGACUGAGGGGUCGCCAUAACAUGAGGAACUGUUUAAAGGGUCGUGGAAUUAGGAAAGUUGAGAACCACUGUAUGAAAGGAUUGCCAGUGAUCUUUGGGCAUCAAUUUAAGAAUACCUGCUUUAAGUAAUACUAUAACAUUAUCAUAAAUGUAGAUGGAGUGUGAGUCUUCAUAAAGUUAUGACAGUUAACAUACAAAUACAAAGAAUUUAUAAUUUAUAGAGAUCGAGAGUCAUAGAGCUAAGACAGUUACAUAAAAGACUUUAUAAAGCUAUGACAGUUACAUACAAAGGCUUUAUAGAGCUAAGACAGUUACAUAAAAGACUUUAUAAAGCUAUGACAGUUACAUACAAAGAAUUCAUCAGGCUAAGACAGUUACAAAGAAGACUUUAUAAAGCUAUGACAGUUACACACAAAGGCUUUAUAGAGCUAAGACAGUUACAUAAAAGACUUUAUAAAGCUAUGACAGUUACAUACAAAGAAUUCAUCAGGCUCAGACAGUUACAAAGAAGACUUUAUAAAGCUAUGACAGUUACAUAUAAAGACUUCAUACAGUUAUGACAGUUACAUACAAGAUUUCAUAAAACUAUGACAGUUACAUACAAAGAUUUCAUAAAACUAUGACAGUUACAUACAAAAACUUCAUAGAGCUAAGACAGUUACAUACAAAAUAAAGACUUCAAAGUCCACAUAUUACUUGCGAUUUUAUUUGAUCUUUCAUUUGAUCUUUGACAGCCAUGAGAUCAGUUAAAAUUCAUGAAAAUAUUUUUAAAUUAAACCAUGAAUUUUUUUUUGUUACGAAACACAUGCAAGAAACACAUGCCAUCCGCAUCAAGUGGAUUUCAACUUAAGACUCAAAGAGUUUCCAUGAAGAUCUGAGUGACAGCAACGCUAUUCUAUUAUAGCAAGACAAUGUCAUUAUCUGAUUUCAGCACAGUGUUUGUUCAGUCGCUUAUCAUACUAGAUGUUUAUUCUAACUUGAAACACCACCAGUAACUGGAGGCGCACCCCACAAUUCUUUUGUUUACCAAACUAUGCAGGAGUGAACUUGUCCCACAAGGACCGGGGAUUUUUCCUAGAAAUUCACUACAGAAAAGUAUCAUCAAAAAUCUAAUUCUUUUCUUUGUCAAAAUAAGAUCCUUUUAUUUUAUCCCGUGCAUUGUGUUUACUGAUAAAAUAUCCAACAGACAAAAUUUUAAAUAUCUAUAUUUGAGUUUACCCUUUUGCAAUAUGGGCUUUAACCAAUGGAUCGAAGAGAAAAAUUAUGAGACGGGAAAACUAUGUUCAAUCUCUUACAAUAAGCGUUUACUUUAAUCAAUAUUUCCUGUACACGCAUACACAUAAACAUAGUAAACUUAAAGAAUAAAGUGUUUUUAAAAUGACUCUUUGCAACUCAGAUUAAGAUUGAUUAUUCUUAAAAUGUACAGAAUAAAUGAUUACAGGAAAUGUGUACGAAAGAAACUUGUUGGACCAAAAACUGUUUGACGGAAUUAGUUCGAACGUAAGUUUGUUCAAAAUGAAAUAAUUGGGGGGGGAGAGAGACAACGCAAAAUAAAUUUUAAUGAACACAUUUUUCUAUUUCCCUGAAAAAAAAUUUUUUUAAAAUAAAUCUCUGUUUAACAAA
Lymnaea stagnalis (great pond snail) is the source of this 12827-nucleotide messenger RNA. The record is from the annotation of a GenBank genome assembly. NCBI's taxonomy places the organism in Eukaryota, Metazoa, Mollusca, Gastropoda, Lymnaeidae.